Aspergillus tanneri is the source of this 1647-nucleotide messenger RNA. Its product is annotated as MDR family MFS transporter. Gene Ontology annotation, molecular function: transmembrane transporter activity. Gene Ontology annotation, biological process: transmembrane transport. The transcript has a single exon. The record is from RefSeq and is a predicted model, not a curated record. Bases 1 to 1647 code for a protein of 548 amino acids. Lineage: Eukaryota; Fungi; Ascomycota; Eurotiomycetes; Eurotiales; Aspergillaceae.
AUGUCAACCGAACACAACGAUGUCUCUCAGCACAACGACUCUCAAUCCGACAAUGAGAAAGCCGCAAAGAGAGGCUAUGGCUGGCGCUUCUGGGCAAUAUUCCCUGGUAUGAUGAUUGGCGGGCUUUUAAGCGCACUCGAUACGACCAUCCUGUCGACCGUCCUUCCCACUAUCUCCCACGUGCUCGACUCGCAACUGCUGUAUGUCUGGGCCGUCAACGGCUACUUCGUGAGUCAAACCGCCGUUCAGCCUUUGUACGGCCAGGUUGCCAAUAUCUUCGGUCGACGGUGGCCCAUGAUCAUCUCGGUGGCUCUGUUUGCCCUGGGGAGCGGCCUCUGUGGCGGAGCCAACAGCACCUCGAUGCUGAUUGCAGCUCGUGUCGUGCAAGGUCUGGGCGGUGGUGGCAUGAACGUGAUGAUCGAGAUUAUCGUUGCCGACCUGGUCCCACUGCGAGAGCGCCAGCAGAUUAUGGGGAUCAUCUUUACUGCCUUCUCUGUGGGAACCAUGAUCGGACCCGUCGUAGGCGGAGCCAUCGUCGACCAUACCUCGUGGCGCUGGGUAUUCUACAUCAAUCUGCCACUGUGCGGCGUGACGCUGUUGCUCAUGAUUCUUUUCCUGCACGUCCGCUACGACCGCGAAGCCACCGUUUGGUCCAAGUUGAAGCGUGUCGACUUCGUGGGCAACACGAUCCUGAUCGCCUCGGUCAUCGCCAUCCUCCUGUCGCUGACAUGGGCCGGCACCCUGCACCCCUGGAAAUCCUGGCGGACCCUGGUACCUCUGCUGCUCGGAUUCGUAGGACUUGUCGCCUUCAUGUACUUUCAGGCUAGCAGGUGGUGUCUGGAACCCACGAUGCCACUACGGCUAUUCACGAACCGCACGGCAGCACUCACCUACAUCCUGAGCUUCCUGCACGGGAUCAUCCUGUACUGGGUCAGCAUGUUCCUACCCGUCUACUUCCAGUCCAUUCUGGAAGCCACGCCUGAAAAAUCUGGGAUCGAUCUCUUCGCCAGCGUCAUCCCCAUGGUUCCCUUUGCCAUCAUCGGCGGCGUCCUCAUCACAGUCACGGGGAAAUAUAAACCACUGCUUAUUGUUGGAUUCGCGCUGAUGACCAUCGGCAUGGGCCUAUUCACCAUGCUGGAUGACAAGACCAACACCGUGCGUUGGGUCGUCUACCAAGUCAUCCUGGCCAUCGGCUCGGGCAUCGCUCUCAUCGCGACUCUCCCAGCUAUUCUCGCCAGUCUACCCGAGUCCGACGUGGCCACCGCCACCGCUACAUGGGGCUUCCUGCGCAGCUUCGGGUCCAUCUGGGGCGUAUCUAUCCCAUCUGCGAUUUUCAAUACGCGAUUCACCGACCUGGUGGGUCGAAUUGAUGAUCCGCAAUUGCAGACGAUGUUGGUCGAUGGGGGUGCGUAUCAGCUGGCUACUAAGUCGUUUAUGCAGUCGCUGAAUCAAACCCCGGUGGUCAAGGCGCAGGUGGUUAGCGUCUACGUGGACAGUUUGAAGCUCGUGUGGCAAGUGGGAAUUGCUUUUGCGGCGGUGGGAGUGCCGCUGUGUUUCUUUGUGAGGAGUCUGACCCUGCGGAAUGAGUUGAAUACUGAAUAUGGGUUUGAGGAGAAGAAGGAGGAGGCGCUUAAUACUAAGGUUUGA